Molecule: messenger RNA, 2189 nt
Organism: Etheostoma spectabile (orangethroat darter)
Lineage: Eukaryota; Metazoa; Chordata; Actinopteri; Perciformes; Percidae
Gene: msto1
Product: misato mitochondrial distribution and morphology regulator 1
Exons: 14
Coding region: 1-1761 (586 amino acids)
Biological process (GO): mitochondrion organization
Cellular component (GO): cytoplasm; mitochondrion
Source: RefSeq, a predicted model, not a curated record
AUGAGUAACUUUUCUAGAGAGGUCAUCACUCUUCAGUUGGGACAUUAUUCCAACUUUGUUGGGACUCACUGGUGGAAUUUACAGGAUGCGUCUUUAUCAUAUGAUCCAGAUGCGCCACCGAGUGAGAUCCAGAGCGAUGUCGUGUUUCGUGAAGGAGAGACUCUGGGCGGAGAAGCCACCCACACACCUCGCCUCAUCGCCAUGGAUCUCAAAGGAAGUCUUCGCACUCUACGGCAGGAGGGAAGUCUGUAUGACGCCGGCAAAGACAUCUCUGCCACCACUUGGGAGGGAAGCCUCAUGAUGCACAAAGAAAGUCCAGCUGAGAAGAACCUGUUUCUUGAAGAUCUGGACAAGUUGGACAAAGGGGAGGUCCUUGCUGAAUCUGAUUUGUACUCCAAUUCCCAGCCUCAGCACUCAGCAGGUACAGUGCGUGUGGAUACUGUGAACAGCCAGCUGGCCCGAGUCCAAAAGCGCUACAGGCUGGAGGGCAGCGUGAAGGUGUGGUCCGACUUCCUGAGGAUCCACCUGCACCCUCGCACCAUCUCUGUCAUCCAUCAGUACAACCAUGACGGGGAGACUUCCCGUCUGGAGGCUUUCGGCCAGGGAGAGACUCUCCUGAAGGGGUCGGUGCUCGAGGAGCUGGAGGACAAGCUGCACUUCUUUGUAGAGGAGUGUGAUUACCUUCAGGGUUUCCAGGUUAUGUGUGACCUGGCUGAUGGCUUUGCAGGCCUGGGGUCAAAGGUCACAGAGAUGCUACAGGACUCUUAUGGUGGAAGAGGCAUCCUAACCUGGGGGUUAGCACCUGUCAGUCACGCGAAUUCAACUCCAAUGAAGGACCUCUACCACAUGUUGAACUGCGCAUUAGGGACAGUCCACAUGGCCAGUCACAGCUCUUUCUUCUGCCCGUUGACCCUGCGUGGGGGACUAGGCAGGCGGCCCUCCGCUCCCACAGCAUUCCCCCUCCUAAAUUAUGACCCGUCACUUUGGUACCACUCCAGCUCUGUGUUGGCUUUGGGCCUAGAUGCCCUCACUUUGCCUUACAGGCUGAAGAACAACAGCGUCCCAAUGUGGCAGGUGGCAGAUGCACUGGCUGUGUCUGGGAGAAAGGUGGUGGCUGCUUAUGGUGCCAUCCCCUUUCCUAUGAUGCACGGCAGCUCUCUCCCUGACGCCCUAAAGGCCUGCACAGAUGCGUUGCCCUGGAAACCUUUAUCAUCUUGCUCUGAGCCCGGCGACGGGCGAUGCUACAGCCAGUGGGUAACACUCAAAGGCUUCGAGGGCCAGAGACUAAUCAGCUCUCUGGCUCCAGGGACUCAACCACCCACUCCCCUGCAUAGCCUCCACAGUGGGGAAGACGUCCUGGCUUCCUACAUUGGAUCGUUCUAUCCUACAGCUCCUCUGGCUCUGCAGUUGGUGUCUACACCCAGUAAGCUGACAGCACCUUUCCCUCAGAUAUUCAGUCAGUCCCUCGGAGCUGAGGGCUUCCUGCAGAGCCAGCCUCCUCCACCAGGCGCUCCGGCCCCUGUGGUCUCCUCUGCCCCCGUCAUGACUUCCCUCCAGUCCGGGCCAGCAGUUGGCUCGUGGCUGUCCGAGCUGCAUCGUGGUGCCAGGACUUUAGACAUCCGCCGUGUGGCCCCCAGCUUCCUCUCCCAGGGGCCCGAAAUGGCAGAAUACGAGGAGGCGCUGGAGGAGCUGCGGCUACUGGCGCGUUGUUAUCGUGACGACAACGGCACGCACUCUUCCUCAGACGAGGAUGAUGACUAGCGCUCUGAUCUGAAUAGACUGACGACUGCUAGCUGUCUGCUUUGUGUACCAACCUGCAUGCACUCCUACAGACACAGAGCGACGAAGAGGAACGGAGCUUCUGGGUCAUGACUGAAGACUGAACUACAUGGCAACAGAAAGAGGUGAAACGUUUCUCAUGAGUUGAAAGACACAGUUGAGGGAAUAUUUCGAAUUUAGGCCUCUACAUGUGUAGUAUUCAGUGAGGAGAUGGAUGUAGCAUUAUCUGACUGUAACUGUUGUUUUAUACUAAGUAUAUGAAUGUAUUUACACCGGUUUUGGGCACAGGUUGCUCUGACCGUUAAAUUCAGUUAUGUAUGGUCAUAUUGGAAAUUUUCUCUCAUUGCCAGAGCCCAAAGGGACCAGCCGCCAGAUAAAGCAAAUUGACAUAUUAAAACUAUUUAAAGCAA